Messenger RNA from Lutra lutra (Eurasian river otter), 532 nucleotides. RefSeq names its product LSM7 homolog, U6 small nuclear RNA and mRNA degradation associated (gene LSM7). Gene Ontology annotation, biological process: nuclear-transcribed mRNA catabolic process; mRNA splicing, via spliceosome. Gene Ontology annotation, cellular component: U6 snRNP; U12-type spliceosomal complex; catalytic step 2 spliceosome. Gene Ontology annotation, molecular function: RNA binding. The transcript has 4 exons. Lineage: Eukaryota; Metazoa; Chordata; Mammalia; Carnivora; Mustelidae. The record is from RefSeq and is a predicted model, not a curated record. The coding region runs from base 94 to 405 and encodes 103 amino acids.
CGCGCCUGCGCCGUCUGUGCUCCGCGCCUGCGCGCGCGACCAGGGUCAAAGGGCGCGCGGCGGCGCCUGCGCAGAGGGGCGCGGUGCGGCAAGAUGGCGGACAAAGAGAAGAAGAAGAAAGAGAGCAUCUUGGACUUGUCUAAGUACAUCGACAAGACGAUCCGCGUGAAGUUUCAGGGAGGCCGCGAAGCCAGUGGCAUCCUGAAGGGGUUCGACCCGCUGCUCAACCUCGUGCUGGACGGCACCGUGGAGUACAUGAGAGACCCCGACGACCAGUACAAGCUCACAGAGGACACCCGCCAGCUGGGCCUGGUGGUGUGCAGGGGCACCUCUGUGGUGCUCAUCUGCCCGCAGGACGGCAUGGAGGCCAUCCCCAACCCCUUCAUCCAGCAGCAGGACGCCUAGCGGGCGCCGUCGGCCGCCCAAGGACUCGGAGCUGCCCUCCCCUGCCACGUGUGCCCCAUGGGACGGUGCUCUCCUUUUUAUAUCGGUUAUGUUUCUGUUUUCGUAAUAAAACUGCAGACCCCAAGUG